This is a messenger RNA of Pseudophryne corroboree (corroboree frog), 5813 nucleotides long. Its product is annotated as zinc finger protein ZFP2-like. Gene Ontology annotation, cellular component: nucleus. The coding region runs from base 329 to 2431 and encodes 700 amino acids. Gene Ontology annotation, biological process: regulation of transcription by RNA polymerase II. The transcript is spliced from 6 exons. The record is from RefSeq and is a predicted model, not a curated record. Lineage: Eukaryota; Metazoa; Chordata; Amphibia; Anura; Myobatrachidae. Gene Ontology annotation, molecular function: RNA polymerase II cis-regulatory region sequence-specific DNA binding; DNA-binding transcription factor activity, RNA polymerase II-specific.
UCCACCUUACUUCCGGUCACUGCAUUCCGUUCCACACACAGGAAGAUCAGGUGAUGGUUGGUUCUAAAUCGCGGUUCUAGCAUCUACCAUCAGGUUAACACAGUAGUGAAGAAGACUUCUGGUGAGUGUGAGACACCCAGCAGCCAUCACAUUGUGUGUAGGACUGAGCAGGACCCAGAGCCCCAUCACGGUGCCUCCAUCUCAGUCACUGACACAUGAGAGACACAAUGAUCAGAAGAUCCUGGAACUCACCAACAAGAUCAUUCAGCUGCUGACUGGAAAGGAGGAGGAGUAUAUAGAGGAACACAGGGGUCUGUACAAGGACGUGAUGAUGGAGAAUAACCGGCCCCUCACAUCACUGGAUGGGCCCAGUAACAGAGAUACCCCAGAGAGAUGUCCCCGUCCUCUGUAUUCCCAGGACUGUACAGAGGAGAAUCACAGGAUCCCACAGGAGGAUCAGGAUGACUGUCUGACUGAUAUAAAGGCAGAAGAUAUAGAGGGAGAAGAAGAGACGUAUGUGACUGAUAUAAAGGCAGAAGAUAUAGAGAGAGAAGAAGAGACGUAUGUGACUGAUAUGAAGGCAGAAGAUAUAGAGGGAGAAGAAGAGACGUAUGUGACUGAUAUAAAGGCAGAAGAUAUAGAGGGAGAAGAAGAGACGUAUGUGACUGAUAUGAAGGCAGAAGAUAUAGAGGGAGAAGAAGAGACGUAUGUGACUGAUAUGAAGGCAGAAGAUAUAGAGGGAGAAGAAGAGAUGUAUGUGACUGAUAUGAGGGGAGAAGAAGAGACGUAUGUGACUGAUAUGAAGGGAGAAGAAGAGACGUAUGUGACUGAUAUAAAGGCAGAAGAUAUAGAGGGAGAAGAAGAGACGUAUGUGACUGAUAUAAAGGCAGAAGAUAUAGAUGGAGAAGAUGAGACGUAUGUGACUGAUAUGAAGGCAGAAGAUAUAGAGGAAGAAGAGGAGACGUAUGUGACUGAUAUAAAGGCAGAAGAUAUAGAAGGAGAAGAGAUGUAUGUGACUGAUAUGAAGGCAGAAGAUAUAGAGGGAGAAGAAGAGACGUAUGUGACUGAUAUAAAGGCAGAAGAUAUAGAGGGAGAAGAAGAGAUGUAUGUGACUGAUAUAAAGGCAGAAGAUAUAGAUGGAGAAGAAGAGACGCAUGUGAGGAGUUAUCAGCAGUGUAAGGAGGAGGAGAUCCCUACAGAUAUCAGCACAGCAGAUGGACCCACAAGCAGGAAUAUCUCAGAAGUACAUCUAAUGUUAUCCCUGGAUUGUGAAAUAACAGAUAAUGACAGUAGACAGGAUUCUCCAGGAGAUAAUCCCAUUACCCCAAUUAUACAUCCAGCUCUAUCAGCUGAUCACCCUGAUCCUGGGAAAUGUUCUCCUGAUCACUCUGAUAUUGGUGCAUCUAUUACAGCUCUGAGAGUAGAUACAGAGUUUCCCUGUUCUACAGAUGCCAAAUGUUUUACACAGAACACAAACCGUAUUACUCAUCAGCCAGCUAAGGCAGGUGAGAGGCCAUUUCCAUGUUCUGAGUGUGGGAAAUGUUUUACAUAUAAAUCAAAUCUUGUUACACAUCAGAGAAGUCACACAGGUGAGAAGCCGUAUUCCUGUUCUGAGUGUAUGAAAUGUUUUGCACAGAAAUCAGAUCUUGUUACACAUCAGAGAAGUCACACUGGUGAGAAGCUAUUUCCAUGUUCUGAGUGUGGGAAUUUUUUUACAAAUAAAUCAAAUCUUGUUACACAUCAGAGAAGUCACACAGGUGAAAAGCCGUAUUCCUGUUCUGAGUGCUCAAAAUGUUAUACUCGGAAAUCACAACUUGUUAGACAUCAGAGAAGUCACACAGGUGAAAAGCCGUAUUCCUGUUCUGAGUGUAUGAAAUGUUUUGCACAGAAAUCAGGUCUUGUUACACAUCAGAGAAGUCACACAGGUGAGAAGCCGUAUUCCUGUUCUGAGUGCUCAAAAUGUUAUACUCGGAAAUCACAACUUGUUAGACAUCAGAGAAGUCACACAGGUGAGAAGCCGUAUUCCUGUUCUGAGUGUAUGAAAUGUUUUGCACAGAAAUCAGAUCUUGUUACACAUCAGAGAAGUCACACUGGUGAGAAGCCAUUUCCAUGUUCUGAGUGUGGAAAAUGUUUUGCAGCGAAAUCAAAUCUUGUUACACAUCAGAGUAGUCACACAGAUGAGAAGCCAUUUUCCUGUUCUGAGUGUGGGAAAUGUUUCACACAGAAAUCAGCCCUUGUUACACAUAAGAGAAGUCACACAGGUGAGAAGCCAUAUACCUGUUCUGAGUGUGGGAAAUGUUUUUCAUCUAAAUCAGUUCUUGUUAGACAUCAGAGAAGUCACACAGGUGAGAAGCCGUAUUCCUGUUCUGAGUGUGGGAAAUGUUUUGCACAGAAAUCAGUUCUUGUUAAACAUCAGCGAUUUCACAGGUGAGAAGCCAUUUUCAUGCUGUGAGAGAAAUAAAUCCGCUCUUGUUGAACAUAUUAGACAUUACCCAAGCACAAACCCAUUUAAAUCUUCUGGAGUAUAAUUAUCACUGUCAUGCAAUGUUCCUCAAGGGUCAAUCCUAUCUCCUAUGCUUCAUGCAAUAUACAGUCUGGUCCAUAUAUAUUGGGACAUCGACACAAUUCUCAUAUUUUGGGCUCUAUACACCAUCACAAUGGAUUUGAAAUUAAACAAACAAGAUGUGCUUUACCUGCAGAUUUUCCACUUUAAUUUGAGGGUAUAUACAUCAAAAUCAGGUGAACUGUGUAGGAAUUAAAAUGGUUUUUAUAUGUGCCUCCCACUUUUUAAGGGACCAAAAGUAAUGGUACAAACUAAACAAUCCUAAAUCAAAUAUUGUAAAUCAGAUCAGUGCGCUCGUCCAGUUCAACAAAAAGUACUUUACUACUUAAUGUGGUCGCAGCCCGGAUCAGUGUUUCGUGAAUUGAGCUUUGACAUAUUUUCCAAGGCGAUCUGAUUACCAUCUCCUAGAUGAAGACCUGGAUACAAUAUCCAUACUGAUAUGCAAAUAUUUAUUUAUCUGGUACGCAUAUAAAUUUUGUGGUAACUGAAUUUAAUCCCACAUAUGGAAAUAUACUACGCUAUAUAGCGAUUCUUUGUGUCUCCUAGCAGCAUUUAGAUCCCAGUAGUAACCUGGACUAAAGAAUGGGGGAUUGAUACGCCAUGUGUCAAGCCGUAAUCCGUACGCUAUAAUAUUCUUGCGUGUGACAAAACUAGUGAUGAGCGGAUUCGGUUUUACUCUGUUCUCAAAACGGCAUCUUAUUGGCUUACAGAUGUCAUGUGUUUUGUAUAGCCAAUAAGAUUCUGUUUUGAGAUCCGAGUAAAACCGAAUCCGCUCAUCACUAGACAAAACUGAUUGAAAAAUACUACACCAUAGUCGCUCUCUUGUUUCUUCCUUUGUUUCCAGAAUCCUAAAUCAAACUUUUACUUUUUAAUACUUUGUUGCAAAUCCUUUUGUCAGUUACAGCUUGAAGUCUGGAAAGCAUAGACAUCACCAGACGCUGGGUUUCAUCCCUGGUGAUGCUAUGCCAGGCCUCUACUGCAAAUGUCUUCAGAUCCUGCUUGUUCUUGGUGCAUUUUCUCUUCCGUUUUGUCUUCAUCAAGUAAAAUGCAUGCUCAAUCGGAUUCAGGUCAGGUGAUUGACUUGGCCAUUGCAUAACAUUCCACUUAUUUGCCUUAAACGCUUUGGUUGCUUUCGCAGUAUGCAUCGGGUCAUUGUCGAUCUGCACUGUGAAGCGCCUUCCAGUGAGUUCCGAAGCAUUUGACUGAAUAUGAGCAGAUAAAAUUGCCCAAAACACUUCAGCAUUCAUCCUGCUGCUUUUAUCAGCAGUCACAUUAUCAAUAAAUACAAGGAAACCAGUUCCAUUGGCAUCCAUACAUGCCCACGCCAUGACACUACCACCACCAUGCUUCACUGAUGAGCUGGUAUGUUUUGGAUCAUGAGCAGUUCCUUUCCUUCUCCAUACUCUUUUCUUCCCAUCACUCUGGUACAAGUUGAUAUUUGUCUCAUCUGUCCAUAGGAUGUUGUUCCAGAACUGUAAAGGCUUUUUUAGAUGUUGUUUGCAAACUCUAAUCUGGUCUUCCUGUUUUAUUGCUCACCAAUGGUUUACAUCUUGUGGUGAACCCUCUAUAUUCACUCUUGUGAAGUCUUCUCUUGAUUGUUGACUUUGACACAUAUACACCUAUCUCCUGGAGAGUGUUCUUGAUCUGGGCAACUGUUGUGAUGGGGUUCGUGCUAUUUAGUACACUAGUAGUGUACUAAAUAGCACGAACAGCUUGUAACGUAGAGUGGCAAGUUUAAUCUUUCUAUGUAUAAUGGAGAGAAAUAAAAGCUUCUCCCUAAGUUCCUGGAUGCCAAAUCACUGUCCUUAGUAUCUCUGUACAGUUUUUUCUAUUAGAGUACUAAUUAGCACGAACAUCUUAUAAUGUACAACACAGAUUCUCACAACACAGAUUCUCUAACGCCGACGAUCUACAGUACUGUGUUGCUCGAACAGUUAGUUGCGUCAGAAUACACUAAUUUAUAUUUACUGGUAUGUCUAUACGUGCUCAUUACCGCUGUGUAUUUUAGGUAGUGAAUGAGUCACUCCUGCAGAUUUACCCCGAUUUGUGUGAAACCUGUGUGCACCCUUCUGUUGAAUGUUUUACAAUGGAUUACACAGAAAAAAUAAUAAAGUGAAUGUCACUGGAACACAAAAAAAAUUGACACUUUGGGAAUCGAACCGGUACUCAGCGUGGCAGACCGGAGCCUUCAUCGCUAGCCCACAGCACUGCAUGGAAGAUUCUCAAGUUCAUGUGUAAAAGUACUGCAAAGAGCGAUUCCUUCCCAUUGGUGUUUGUUUAUGCCGUUAGGGGACUCGGACACUCAUUUUGUGCACUGUACAUACUGUAAAGUCAAUGAGCUACAUUAUUCCUUUCACACAUUAGUUGUGUCUGCAUACACAAGUGUUUUAACACGUUCAUUUGCGUCUGUAUAAACUAUACACACAGGGAUUUGGCAUCCAGAAACUUAGGGAGGUGCUUUUAUCUCUCCCCAUUAUACUUAAUACUACGGGAUUUGGACACUCGCAUAUCCCUAACAUCAAUAGACCAUACUGUAUCUGUAACACGUUCAUUUGCAUCUGUAUAUGCUGUACUAUUUGCACCUGUACUGUAUAUACUGUUAUAGACUUUAUGACAUAAUGUAGCGUAAUGAGACGCACCAGUAAAGUAGUUCUUACGCUGUAGUUCAGUAUUGUAUUUUAAUGGAGACCACACGCUUGCGCAUUGGUGAUUUAAAAAAGCGACAUCUGGUGGAUGAUCUUAGGUAUUACACUCAAAGGUAACGCCAAACGCUCAGUGUGCCUUCCUACGACUAGGCGCGCCUCCUUGCGCCCAGGUACGCUGCGUAUGCCUGAUCGCGACUAACGCCUCAGCCAGCCAAGAUAACGGAGGACCCGUCUGUAUAUUUAGUUCCUAAAUAAUACAUCCCAAAUGCUUAGGUCUUUUUUCUGCUGUUUAUUUUGUAUCUUGUGCUUUGUGUAAAUGUGAAUGUCUAAUACCAGUUUCCACAAUCUGUAUUGCUGCACGACAAUAUGGCGGCCAUUGGAACGUGUUUUCACUUCUAGUUUGCCUAACUUGUUGCAGACACUCAUCUUGAUCAGGAGUGCUGAGUGUUUUCUGAUACAAGAUCCUAUCCGUAUAUACCCUGUACAUUAUCAUGUGCAUUAGAGUCACCCGGGUUCCAUCUGCGGUGGUUUGUUGUAUGUUACAUCUAUAUGGUGCGGAUACUCCUCUGUAUGAUUUCAUAAUAAAAGCUUUUGAUUGCAUCUAA